UCUCUCUCUCUCUCAAUCUCUCUCUCCCCCCCACCAUAAUCUCUCCUUCUCUCUCUCUUUUACACACUGGGACACAACUGCUAGUAACACCGGCAGAACUAAGGGGAGCGAAAGACAACUAGCGAUCUCGAUAAAAGCAAAGGGUGUCCAACUCUGCAAAGAGGACAAGGCACGGAACGGCUCUGACCGGCGGCCCGGCACAAGCAGACUGAUGCGGCACGUUAACAGACAAACCGACUGACACUCAGACCAAACAGACAACCUUAAAGGCACUUAAUCACACUCCGGGGCCGAUUGACCGAUAAGCGGCCUGACUGACUCAGGUACUACCAAAGUGUUGCGAGACACGCUUAUCAAGAGACGCAGUACACGGCCCAGCACACUGACGCGCUGAAAGGGGUCCAGUAUAAAUGGCUGACAAGCAGAUAAGUUUGCCUGCCAAGUUGAUCAAUGGGGGCAUUGCAGGGCUGAUCGGGGUGACCUGUGUGUUUCCCAUAGACCUGGCCAAGACCCGCCUCCAGAACCAGCAGAAUGGGUCACGCCUCUAUUCCAGCAUGUCAGACUGCCUUAUCAAGACCAUCCGAUCGGAGGGCUAUUUUGGGAUGUACAGAGGGGCAGCAGUGAACUUAACCCUGGUGACGCCGGAGAAGGCCAUCAAACUGGCUGCAAAUGACUUUUUCAGACACCACCUCUCCAAGGAUGGUCAGAAGCUCACCCUCCUAAAAGAGAUGCUGGCUGGAUGUGGGGCCGGGACAUGUCAGGUCAUUGUUACUACUCCUAUGGAGAUGCUGAAGAUUCAGCUGCAAGACGCUGGACGACUCGAGGCCCAGAGGAAGUUAAUGCCCGAGGCAGCGGGGAAGUCCGUGGGAGCCAAGUCUCCCACAGCUAUGCAGCUGACCCGCGAUCUGCUGAGGAGUAAAGGCAUCGCAGGACUCUACAAAGGGCUGGGAGCCACACUGCUCAGGGAUGUGCCCUUUUCCGUCAUCUAUUUCCCUCUCUUUGCCAACCUGAAUGACCUGGGCAAGCGUGGUGCUGAGGGUCCUGCUCCCUUCUACGUGUCCUUCAUCUCAGGCUGCAUUGCAGGCAGCACGGCUGCUGUGGCUGUCAACCCUGUGGAUGUAAUAAAGACCAGACUGCAGUCUCUAACGCGCGGGAGUGAGGAGGACACGUACUCUGGGGUGACAGACUGCAUCAGAAAGAUCCUUCAACGGGAGGGUCCCACUGCCUUCCUGAAGGGGGCGUAUUGCCGAGCCCUCGUCAUCGCCCCCCUGUUUGGCAUCGCUCAGGUGGUCUACUUCCUGGGUGUAGGGGAGUUCAUCCUCAGCUUCCUUCCAAAACGGGGCAAUUAACCCCCUCCUCUCCCCCUUCCCAUCAUGCAAUGCACCAGCUGGGGCCCCUACCGCAGUGGAAUGGGGGGGGGGGGGGCUUACUUGGGGUCCCAGCACAUUGAAGACCAGCUGAGAUCUGUGUAAUAGUGUAUUAUUGAAUGUUGUGCUUUUUUGGAGCGAGUGUAUGUGGGAAAUUUGUUUGCCAAGCUGCAUUGGGUGGGGGAGACAGGGGUGGCUUCUGAUUGGCUAGCGUGCCUGCCAGCCUGUAAUGUCACUGUAAUGCCCCCACCUCAAUCACCUUAUUCAUCUAAUUAAUCAAUGUGAUAUUAUCAAAACUGCCACGUGAUCAAAUGCUGCCCCACACAGGCAACCAUCUCAGUUUCUGUAAAACACCCAGUUUCUGCAGACGGAAGCGUUAAACCAUCGAAGCACUCAGGUCGGUCAGGCUGAAAAACGGCAGCAUAACGGUGCAUUUCUGUUCACUUUUUGCGGGAAUCAGAUCAUUAAAUGCAACAGGUACUUAAACUCAGCAGGCCUAUGAACCAGCCAUGCAAAGGAAUCUGGGCAGAAUGCAAUCCACGAUGCAACCUAGCAUGCGCUGUAGGCGGGCGGCUGGCUCGACUUGUAGGAGUCGUCCGCUAGCCUUGCAGAGGACCUUGCUCAUUAUAGCGUCCCCGAACUCUGGGAAAUUUGUUUCCCUCUCGGAAAAAGUAUGUUGGGGAGAUGGGAACACAAGUGAGACUUUAAUGUGGGACGUCUAUAUGAUCGUACUACAUGGGCACUGGGUCCAGCGAUGAGAAAGCAGGCAGCUUCAGGGUUCAAGUUUUUCUUGUUAGGCUUAUUAUGUGAGAACCAAACAGGACAAGUUCUAGGAGGCUGCGAACAGAAGAAGCACUGAACCACAGCUUGAGCCGACGGCUUUACUUUUGCAAGAAAUCUCCUCAGGAGUCAAGAAAUUUGGUAAGGGAGACUUGCAAGUCAGAUAGUCUGCCCCCUGGUGGUGGAGAUAAUCGUUACUUAAUUGAUUGAUGACACCUCCCUUGCUGCUUUACAGGCAUGCCAGUACCACCCACACUAAGUAGCUGUGACAGAAUCUGCUUUUCUGAUUGGAUGGAUUUUUUUUCCCUUUGUUGCGCCUGUUUAAGUGCAGUUAUCAGUAGGCAGACCAGGCAGGUUUAAACCCUUUGAAGGAGCUAACUUAUAUGUAAUGGGACCAGAGCCAGAAAUCGACAUUGUGAGUUUGUCCGCCUGUCUGGAUGUCGGUACAUGUAGACCUAGCUGGAGCUAAACGACGCUGCUGGCUUGGGAUGUGUCGCAUUUUAACGUCACGACUGCAUUGUGAUCAUGAAGUGCAAUUUGGCAAUAUGCUAUCAUGUCGUGGAGCAGAAUCAGCUUGUCUAUAUAUCGAUCUCUUGUUUUUCUUAAUAUCUCUAUAUAUUUGUAUGUAUCACCUUAUUGGGUCUAUCUGCGUGUCCACAUAUAGUGUAUAUGUGCAGAGAUGACACAGAUUUUUAGCUGUGUCCUCUUGUUGUUGUUAUUUUGAAUGUGUAGCUUAUUUGCACAGCUACCUCUCCCAGAUCCCGACUCGGUACUUGCUGUUGCGCCUUGUAACAGCAGAAAUCGAUGGGGACAGUGAUUCCUUACCACGUACUGUGUAAGAAGGCAGGUGGAACAUUAAAAGCAAUUCCCUAAAUCCCGAAAGAACCCCCCCCCCCCGAGUCUCACCGCUGCCAUUGAGGGGGUUAGGGCUGGAGGGUGGGGCUGCCACAGUUUUGGCGAUUAGGAGUCGCUACAAGGCUUCCCCAGUAACUCGGGCACUGGAGCCAAAUCCUCAUGCCAGACACCCAUCAUGUGACCAGUUUGCAAAUCCACACAAAUGAUAGCCAGUACAAUAAGGCGUAGGUUCCGUAUAUCUAAUCAUACAUGAUUAAGUGGCAUUUUUGCUUGAUUACCUAUUUGUAUAAUGUCUCUUUGGGUGCAAUUUCAGAUGCAUUGAGUAUAAGCCAUGGGGGGGGGGGGUGCUGUGUGCAGCUCCAGCACUGUUCCCGUCACCUGACAUGUGGGUGUGUCCUUUUUAGACUCCUCCUCCCCACGAGCAUGCUGACCAAACAGGGGAGGUGCUCAUGUCAAUCAUCUAGUAUGCAAGGCUAAGUUGGGACCAGUCAGGAUUAAGACAGGGAAAACGGCUGAAUUUCCCGUGACCUCCCAGUGACCCCAGUUAUACUGUUAUGGCAUUUAUGAAUAUUCCAUCUGCAGGCUCAUCUCAUAUUAGCAUUGUCAAUAUCGUUAUUGAUAUUCUUAUUAGAGCUCCUUAGAUGUUAGGGCAUACCCUUUAAGUGUGAUGACAUGUCGAUUUGUUUCCUGCUCUGUGAAUGUGAACAGAAUAUGUGAAGAUGUUGUGGUGACCGGCUGUGUUUUCAUGUGUUUUUAUGCGUGUGUUGGUUUGGUGCCGUACUAAUCCGUGCUCCAUGUUUAGCUUUGGUGGGGAGGGGUCUUGCAGGGGGUGGGGCACACAAGCCCCACCCACCCAUCCCUACCCAUCUUUGCCCCACCCCCCAAUUUCACUCCCUCUUACGGAGGACCUAAACACCAAAAACACCCCAACAAAAAUUCAGAAACAAUAGAUAUUGCUGUAGGAAAAGCACAAGGACAAGUGUGAGAGACGAGCACAGAAGCGUCACUGAAGGUGAUCCCCUUUCAGCCUGCAAAACAAUCAUCCCCAUGCAGGGACAGCACACAACAAAGCAGGAUAUGUAGGGAUGAAACAGGCACUAGUUUACAGCUUGUAGUUGUAGAUGCUACUUUUACAGAAUGUAAAACGGUGACGUUUUUUUGGGUUUACGGAAGUGAAAUAGUCAUUCAAUCCUGGCGCUUUUUCUAUAGACUAUUUAUGUAUAUAUAUUCUACAUAAAUCUCUAUGUAAUACCUACGUAUUUAUAAAUGAUAAGUUAGAUGGGAGAAUGUAUCCAAUAUUAGGGUAGUACUGUAUGAAUAUUGUUGAUUAGUUUUGAUUAGAUGUUGCCCGGGUAACGCUCAUCAUCCGCUCAAUGUUCUGCGUUGAGGGAGCAGCUUAUCCGAGACGUCUGGAAUACUUUGUACGCAAGACCAAAAGCGGCACACCUAAGCAGUCGUACACUAGACGGGGCUUCAGCUUCCGGUCCCUCUGCUCCCCCUCUACCUUCCUCCAAGAGGAAUCGUGCAUCGGAGCACUUUAGAAACACAGUGGCCCCUCAUGUCUGAUGGAGGGAGGGGGGUGUUGCAGAACAGUUAUGUGUAUGUACGUGAGUUUGUAUGUGUGUGUGUGUGUGUAUGUGUGAAAGAGAAACGGAAGCACUGCAUUGUGAUGUCAUCGUGACCAUGUGAUGAAUUCAAAUGAAACAGACUAACAGUGCUGUUCCUUUGACACAGAUUGAUGUCCAAUUAAAUGAAAUGAUUAUGUG
Molecule: messenger RNA, 4768 nt
Organism: Paramormyrops kingsleyae
Lineage: Eukaryota; Metazoa; Chordata; Actinopteri; Osteoglossiformes; Mormyridae
Gene: slc25a22a
Product: solute carrier family 25 member 22a
Biological process (GO): L-glutamate transmembrane transport; aspartate transmembrane transport; malate-aspartate shuttle
Molecular function (GO): L-glutamate transmembrane transporter activity; L-aspartate transmembrane transporter activity
Source: RefSeq, a predicted model, not a curated record